Alligator mississippiensis (American alligator) is the source of this 5074-nucleotide messenger RNA. RefSeq names its product perilipin-3. NCBI's taxonomy places the organism in Eukaryota, Metazoa, Chordata, Crocodylia, Alligatoridae. The coding region runs from base 955 to 2379 and encodes 474 amino acids. Gene Ontology annotation, biological process: positive regulation of triglyceride storage; lipid storage. Gene Ontology annotation, cellular component: cytosol; lipid droplet. The transcript has 6 exons. The record is from RefSeq and is a predicted model, not a curated record.
UGGGCGCAGCUGGGGAUGGGGGCUGCUGGCUGGUGCUGCUGCCCAGGCCCCGGGCGGAGGUGGCACUGCCCCAGCUGGGGCGAGGUCAUGGCGCUGAGGUCACAAAGGCACCACAGAAUAUUGCCAGCAUCUGCCCGCGGGCCGGGCGCAGCCUGGGGAGGGUUGGAGACACCGCCGGCCCCGCCAGGGACGCCGCCUCCUCCGCAGGCACUGCCACCGCCUGCCCCAUGCACAGAGACCAUGGCAGAGCGUGAGUAGUCCUGUCCCCUCUGCAGCAGCCUGCCCUCUCGGGCACUCAGGACCAUCUCGCCUGCCCCUAGCCCCAUGGUCUGUGGAGCAGGGGGCACCGGCCAGGCACCAGUGUCCUUGAGCUGGUGCUAUGAGGCUGGGGAUGGCAGCACUCAGGGCUGGGGCAGGCUCUGUUUGAUCCCUGGCUGCUUGGCGGGCGGAUGGCAUGGCCCCAAGACAUGCUGGGAGGAUGCCCCGUGGGGGGCUGGCGUGGCCUGUCAGCCCUGGGCAGGUGGAGCGUAGCUGGGGUCUGAGUGGUGCAGGGCAGUGGGGUAGAUGAACGGGCAGUGAGAGGGUGAUGGGGCCAGCCAGGGGCUUUGUGCUGCCUCCCCCAUGCCCGACCUGCCUCCUGGUGCCAGUGCUGGGGCCGUGUCCCAGCAGAGCAAUGCCAGUGCAGGUACCUGGGAGCCCCAGGCGCUUGCCAGGCUGCACUGCCUGCGCCACCAUUGUGUCCUCAGCCGGGCGGCUGUUAUCCCAGCUCCAGGCAUCUGUCCACUCCCCUUGGUGCACUGGGGUAAAUGUUUCAUGCAUCUGUGCCUCCCCCACCGCCAGGCCUGGCUCUCUCCAUGUAUGUAGGCCUUCUCACCUAGCCAGGUCGCCAGCUCCCCCUGCCCUGUCCCCCCAGCAGCCCUCGAUGUGCCCCUGCUGCCCAGCGACGACAGCCUAAUGGCAGAUGCCACCGACAUGGACCCGACACUCGUGUUCGACCAGGAGGAGCAGUUUGCAGCAAACAGGGUGUUCAGCCGCGGCAGGGUCGCUGCCACCUAUGACCAGGACGCUGCUCCGCCUGCCCAGGACAGUGUCUUCAGCAUCAAGUCCGAGUAUGAGCUGGCAGCCGAGGGCCCUGAGCCCAGCACCAAGGCAGACACCAGCCAUGCCCAGCCCUCCGCACCGGAGCAGGAGCCAGAGCUGGAGGUGAAGCUGGAGCCGAAACCAGAGCUGAAGCUGGAGCUGAAAUCAGAGCCAGACCAGGAGCCAAAACUGGAGCUGAAACCAGAGCCGGAGCCAGAGCCAAAGCUGACACCAGUGGUGGAGCUGAAGCCGGAGCAGGAGUUGGUUGCUGGAACAACACAGGAGAACAAAAGCGAGGGCCCAAGAGAGCCAGGGGAGGAGCUGCCCAUCCCGAUGGAGCAGGCUAUGCCCGCAGGCCCCAGCACAACACAGGCCGUGAUCCCUGGCCCCACGCUCACGGCUGCCCCGAGCCCCGCCACUACCGUGGCCAAAGGCAUCCAGGCCCUGUUGGGCUGCAAGGUGGGGCAGCUCGUGCUGCGCAGCAUGGACCGGGCGCUGGACACCUCUGAGGAGUGGCUGGACCGCUGCCUGCCCCUGCCAGACCGGGUGCUGGGCACCGAGGGGCUGCUGGCUCUGCCCCCACCACCGUGCAGCAAGCCGGGCUGCCUGCUGCGGCUCAGCGCCCUGUCCAGCAGCCUGCGCAACCGCGCCCUGGCCCUGGCCCUCAGCAAGCUGCAGCGCACCCGGCGCAACGUCCGCCAGAGCCUCUCCCAGCUGCACCAGACAGUCGACUUGAUUGAGACCAUCCAGCAGGGCAGAGAGAAGCAAGAGCAGAGCAGCCAGGACAAGCUGCAGGCUAUGUGGGCACACUGGCGCCGCAGGCAGGAGCUGGGCCAUGAAAGCGGGCCAGGGGGCAGCCAGGAGGGGGCACCCCACGCCAUAGGAGGUGGCACCCCGGCACUGGAGGUGGAGACCCAGGCCCUGGCUAUAUCCCGCAACCUGACCCAGGAGCUGCAGAGCACCUACCUGAACCUGAUGGCCGGUGUCCAGGGGCUGCCUGCCAGCCUGCAGGAGAAGAUGCAGCAGGUGCACCAGAGCAUGGCUGAGCUGCAUGCCUUCUUCUCCUCCGCCACCUCCUUCCAGGACCUGUCCAGCGCCGUGCUAGCCCAGAGCCGCGAGCGCGUGGCCAAGGCCUGGGAAGCCAUGGAUGAGCUGGUGGAGUUCCUGGUGCAGAACCCACCAGUGACAUGGCUGAUGGAGUCGCUGGCUCAGGACAGGCAGCCUGGGCAGGACGAGGGGGAACGGCGGGACAUCCUCCGUGUGCUCAAGGACUACGAGCCUCAGGACUGCGGGGACUGAGACUAGGGGCAAUGCUGCCUGUUCCAGCUGUCCCCAGCCCUGAGGCCUGUGCUGGUGACUUAUGAUGGCCAGUGCCUCUCAUUUUCUGGGGCUGUACUCACCUCUGGGGCUUGUCCUCAUCGCAGGCCUGUUCCCUCAUUAAUAAGCCACUGCUGCAGGAUCCUGCUGGCCUUGUCCUUGGAGAAGAGUGCGGGUGGGAGUGGAUCUUGCCUGCAGGGAGGAGCUGGCAUCUGCAGCUGAGCGACUGGUGCCAUGUAGCCACAAGCUAUUCGACGUGGUGCAGCCACCGCUGAACUGCCCCGGGCAAGAGCGUCAGACAGGAAAGGACAAACACCAGGCUCAGUCUCAUCAAGGCCAAGUCCAGAGGGCACGUCCCGGUCCCGGCGCAGUGCAGGGGUGAGCGUGUGCGACCAUGAGAUGUUAGGGGGCCAUGAUCUAACUCGCCCUCCUGGCCUUCAACUCGGUGCCUCUCUGCCCUGGCCCUUUAGCCAGCCCAAUGCGUGUGUGUGUGUGCGUGUGCGCACACACGGACGUGCGUGCACAUGCAUGUACAGGAGAGCCUGGAGCUCACUGGACUACAGAUUCCCAGAAAGAAAAGCAGCUACAGAAGCGAGCGCAGCCGCAAGGCUCCUACCACGUCCAUCUUGGCUGCAGCCCAACUCAGCUCGAGGCCCCCUCUCCUCACCCUGCCCCGAGCACUGCAACUGGGUAUCAGGUCCAAAAGCGCAGGGGGCAGGGGAAGGAGGGAGUCUCACCCUGUUUAUAUCACCAGGGAUUUGGCCCAAACCCAGGAGACUGCAGCUCCUGGGGCAGGCAGGGGCAAGGGGAGAUGGACCCAUCUUGAUGGCCAUCUGAGGUUGACUUGAUGGGCCAUUGAGUCAACCUUGGGAGGCAAUGGAUUAAUUCUUGGCUUUCCCACUGGCACCCUGUGCUCUUGGCCAUGUCCCUUGUCUGUGAAAUGGAAAGAAAGGGUGAAGAGCAGAAAAAGCACUGCUUGCUUGGUCCAUUUAAAACCUACAAGCCCCUCCAGGAAGGCUCAGCCUGGACUUAAAACCUUCUCCCGUCUCAGUACCAGCUGGAGCAAAAGGCAGUACCCAACACAGCCUUGCCCUUCCUGCUCAGACAACAGCUCUGCCUACUAAAGGGGGCAAUUCAGGGGAGAGGGCACUGCUUCAGGGAAGCACACGCUGCUUCUCCAGCAAGGGGUGUGGCUGUGCAGACCCAUCCUCAGCACCCAGCUGGCAGGACCUCUACCCCAGUGGUUCUCGGCCUGGCUGGACUCCAGCCCUCCAGCCCAGAACACGCCAGCUCUUUGCUCUCACUCAUUUCUCAACAAUGGAAAAAUACCAGAGCCCUUCAUCUGUGGCAAAGAGCUCAAAAGACAGCGACAGGCAGAGCUGUUUCCACACAUCGUUCCCCUGGGGAAUCAUCAGGUGCAUCUGGGAAGCCAUGUGUAGGUGGUUGCACCUUGCAGCGCUCAUAGGAAAGGAUUGCACGGAGCCCCGCUUGGGAAUCACGGCUCUACCCCUCACCCUGUGGAGAAGAGUAGAGAACUCAAGUAACCUCCACAGAGCCCGCCCUGUGCUGGCUGCAGCUGGGCUGGUGUUCACCAAGUCAAAGGGCCCGGGCUUUUAUUUGGGUUUUGUUCAUAGAAACACAGGGCACAAGGUGGCUACGAGAGGCCCAAACCCCUGGGCUGCCACAGCUGCCCCAGUCUGGCAGGGUGCUGAGCACAGCUGGGUUCCCGCAGCUGGCACAGGGACAAGGCCACGCAACGCUGUGCUUGGACCGCAGGGCAAACAACAGGCUGACACAUGGCCUCCUUGUCAGCUGGGCAAGUCUUUAUUGUACAGGUACAAAAGCUUCAGAUCCUUGCAAAAAAAAGACAGGCAGACAGAGAGACAGACAAACAGAUCCAACCCUGCCGGCCACCCCUGCUCCCCCGAGCAACAGGGACUGAGUAGCAGCUAUCCCUCACCUCCGGCCCCCCUCUACAGCCAGCGCAGUAUCCCUAGAGAACGCUCCAUCCUCCUGCUGGAGGAAUGAGACGCCGAGAGCCAAAUCGGGCGUCUCUGGCAGUCCCAUAGAUGUCACGGGAUGGGGCCGAGGGCUCCAGAUUGGGGGAGCACAGGGUGCUGGCUGCUGGGAUGGCUUCUGCUUACAAGGCUGGGGGAGCCUGACCUGCACAGCGCGGCCACACAAAGGGCGGUCACUAGAACCCACAAUGAAAAGGAUGCUCACACCUUGCUGGUGCCUUCUGGUCCUUGCCAGCUGGAAGUUUUAGCCCUAGAGAGCCAGCCUGGUGCCAAGGUCUGCUCUGGGCCCCACACUCCUUCUGGAAAAGGCAGGGGUCUAGGAUGAGACUGUCCAAAGCCAGCUGGGAGCGGGUGGCCACCCUGGUGCCCCUGGCUGGUGGAGAGGGGCACAGACUCCAGCGCUGGGCAGGGAAUUAGCCUGGGAGCCUGGUGUGAUUCUCCAGCUCCCAUCCCCAAGUGUGGCCACUUGGGCAGAAACCAUUGGCACCUGCUUCCUGCCCAUCCCCGCGAGCUGCAGCCAGCAGCAGAGCGAGACAAACAGACGGCUGAGGGAGAGCGUUCAUUAAAAAACCCUUUAUAGUCAUUUCAUGUCGGCUCCAAUCACAAGGAAUCAGGUAGGGACGGGGUGGGGGACGAGGAGGAAAAAAAAAAAAACAGAA